UCUAGAAACACUCCAAGUCCGGAACUUUCCACGUUCGCCUAUAUAAAUACCCGUCCUCGGCGCCUCCACGCCAGAAUCGAAUCAAAAGUGCAAGUGAAAAAUAAGCGAUCAAAGCGACUUCAAAACCAAUCUAAUCACAAUGGCUUUGUGGUUGUACACCGACCCCUUCGACUACUACCGACCAUCCCGUUUCCUGGAGCGUUGGUUCGACCCGGAGGACUGCUUCUUUCCCCAGGAGUUCCGCCAUCUACUCCGACACCCACAAGAGCAUGAAUCUAGUGUCAACUUCGACAAGGAUAAGUUCCAGGCCAACAUCGAUGUCCAGCAAUUCCGACCCGAGGAGAUCACGGUGAAGGUGUCGGAUGACACCGUCACCGUCGAGGGCAAACACGAGGAGAAAAGGGACGAACAUGGGUACAUCUCGAGACAUUUUGUUCGGAAAUAUGUGUUGCCGAAAGGGCAUGAUGUGAAUCGAGUGGAGUCGAAGUUGUCUUCUGAUGGGGUGUUAACCAUCACAGCCCCCAAGGUCGGGGAUGGGAAGGACCACGAGAAGAGUAUUCCCGUAGUGCAGACGGGGCAGCCCACACCAGCGGUUCAGCAAAAACAAGAAGAAAAGAAAUAAUUUCUCGAGUUUAAAAUUAAUCUUUCAUUAUUAUUAAUUAAUCAAUUUUCUAAGUCAUGUAUGUAAUGAAAUAGACUGAUUUUUGUGAUAUUGUUAAGAUAAUAGUGUACAUUUAAGUUUUGUUACCCACUUAAAAUAAAUAAAUAAAUUUUACUCUGGUUA
This is a messenger RNA of Tribolium madens (black flour beetle), 784 nucleotides long. Its product is annotated as heat shock protein 27-like. NCBI's taxonomy places the organism in Eukaryota, Metazoa, Arthropoda, Insecta, Coleoptera, Tenebrionidae. The transcript has a single exon. Gene Ontology annotation, molecular function: protein folding chaperone. Gene Ontology annotation, biological process: response to heat; protein refolding. Bases 140 to 622 code for a protein of 160 amino acids. The record is from RefSeq and is a predicted model, not a curated record.